Molecule: messenger RNA, 1950 nt
Organism: Baudoinia panamericana UAMH 10762
Lineage: Eukaryota; Fungi; Ascomycota; Dothideomycetes; Mycosphaerellales; Teratosphaeriaceae
Exons: 1
Coding region: 307-1821 (504 amino acids)
Biological process (GO): glycerophospholipid biosynthetic process
Cellular component (GO): mitochondrion
Source: RefSeq, a predicted model, not a curated record
AAGCUCUUGCGUGUCGGUGGAGACCACCCAGCUCACCCAGCUCAAGAAGGGCGAGGUUGAGACACCUUAUCGUCUUCGUGCAAGCUUUGCUCCCGUCGAAUCCUCGUACUGAAGUGAAGCGUGCGAUAUAUGCCAGGGGGCAUUCACAUUCAUGCUCUUUUUCCACUUUUCACUGACCCCAAGUUGUUGUCACCCUUCGCGUAAACCUACCAAUAGUCUGGUGUUGCAUCUGUGCCUUCGCCAUAUACGUGAAGCAAGCGAGUCCUACUUUAUAGAGUGGUUGCAGAGAAGCGCUGGACUGCGGAUAUGCCUGCAUUCGACGAUUCAGAUUUCGGCGUGCCGGUCCAGCAGAUCAAGUCGAAAGACCUGAGCCGCGUGAAGAGCAGCGAGAGCAAUGGCCACAGCUUCGGCCACAGCUACGGCAGCUCCCUUCCCAUCCCCGGCGAGGAUGGGAUGACGAACUCCAUCGAAGUGCCAGCGACCCGAUCCAGUAUCGCUGAUGCAUCGCCGUACAUGCAUCAGCUAUCCCUCUCGCCUUCGCAGAGGGACCGGCGGGCCUCUCGAAACUCGUUUGGUGCAUCGCUGCCAAUUCCUCGGUCGAAGAGGCAGUCCCGGCUGUCCUCCGUUGUCUCCGCGGAAGGCCGGACGGGCAAGUCGGUAAGACCUGGCAUGCCGCCUAUUCAGCCAACGCGGGAGAUUCUGGCAUCGCAGGUUCAGGAUAUGUCAAGCGAGAAGGUUCGCGCGGCUAAAGACAUGGCUUUUGUUUUCGACAUUGAUGGCGUGCUUGUCCAUGGUGAUCGCUUGAUCCCCGAAGGCAAAAGAGUACUCGAAAUCCUGAACGGCGACAACGAGCUCGCGAUCAAGAUACCACACAUCUUCCUGACCAAUGGCUCCGGCAAGCCAGAGCAGGCUCGCGUAGAACAAUUGUCCAAGAUCCUGCAACAGCCUAUUAGCAUCGAACAAUUCAUUCAGUCGCACACGCCAAUGCGAGCAUUGUCGGAGUACUACGAUACAGUUCUGGUUGUUGGUGGCGAGGGUUACCGAUGUCGAGAAGUCGCGGAAGCGUACGGCUUUGAGAACAUUGUCGUUCCGAACGACAUUCUCGCUUGGGAUCCCACGAUCGCACCCUACCGCAAGUUCACCGAAGAGGAGCGCCGAACCUCCCGGCCGCGCGACUUCUCGAAGAUGAACAUUGACGCCAUCAUGGUCUUUUCAGACUCCCGAGAUUACGCUACCGACAUGCAGAUCAUCGUAGACUUGCUGCGAUCGGAGAAUGGCCGCUUACACACCAUGGCCAAGGAUCCGGUAUCGCAACGCAUCCCCAUCUACUUCAGCCAGGGGGACCUGCUCUGCCCAACAGAGCAUCCAUAUCCGCGUAUGUCACAGGGCACGUUCCGUAUCGGUCUGGAGGCGAUGUACAAGGCCCUCACCGGCGAAGACCUGGAGCGUGUGGUUUAUGGCAAGCCUGAGUUAGCGACCUACAAGUACGCCGACGAAGUGAUUGCAAGCUGGAUGGAAAUCAUCCACAACGAUGAGAAGUUGCCGGCCAAUAUAUACAUGGUGGGCGACAACCCGGCCUCGGACAUCAUUGGUGGUAAUAUGUACGGCUGGAAUACAUGCCUUGUCCGUACCGGCGUCUUCCAAGGUGGAGAGAACGAUGAGAACAAUCCGGCCAAUUUCGGUGUCUUCGCCAAUGUGCUCGAGGCGGUGAAGGCUGCUGUGAAGAAAGAGCUGGGCCAGGAGUUCCGCUUCGAAUGGAAGGAUGAACAUGUUAAUCCUUUGCUCCAGAAAGGUACGGCUUCUGCGGUAGCUGUUGAGUAAUGGCCAUUUGUUGCAAUAUUAGUGCGUUGGGAGUCGGGUUUAGUUGCGAAGCCUUGAACGUUUGUAGAUCUACGCGAUCUCAAACGACUUUACGAAUGUUAAUGCAUAUCACAAUCCUCCUCCCCGCAU